Molecule: messenger RNA, 1406 nt
Organism: Cucumis sativus (cucumber)
Lineage: Eukaryota; Viridiplantae; Streptophyta; Magnoliopsida; Cucurbitales; Cucurbitaceae
Exons: 2
Coding region: 77-1231 (384 amino acids)
Molecular function (GO): toxin activity
Source: RefSeq, a predicted model, not a curated record
AAUCAAUCACAAUUCACAACACCUGCACACACCCAAGAAAGAAACAUUCAGAGAUCAUUAUAUACAUAUAUAUAUAAUGUAUGUAACAAGGCCACUUUCUAUGUUCAGAAACUCGCCGUCGGCGUUGUCGAUGGCGCCACCGGAGGGUCCAAACUCAGGGAUUCUGGUGAUCAAAGACGAAGCUGCAGAAUCAAAAUGGUUAUUCGGAAUGCUUAAGGAUGAAACAGUUCUGGUCCCUCCUUUCCCUCAGAAUAAGAAAAUAUGGCUUUCUCAUACAAUGGUUGUUGGAACUAAUUCCAUGGUUGAUUAUAUCUAUGCCCUCUUAAUUCCUGUUCUCAAUCAGCCUUUGUCUUCUAACCAAUAUUACAUUAUCAAAUCCAAUGGAAGUGAUAAAGGGCUAGCAUACAUGUGUUCAAAAGAAGAAAAUGGUAGCAGAUUAUUGGGCAUUGCUGAUACACCACCACAAAAAUUCGACCCAACAAACAUUUACCAAGAAUUCGAGAUCAGUAACGAUAUGUAUUAUGGCAAACCCAACGGUUUUAAUUUCAAGUCUGUGGCUUCCAAUGGAGUAACUCCAUAUGCCAUGACACACAAGAAUUGGAGAGCUUAUUGCAAGACUCUCAAGACUUUCCAACCCACCAAAGAAGCGCUUGGUCUCGACGUCACGCUUCGAGCUCGUCUCCCUCCGCUCACAUUCUCCCUGCCAUGUAAUUUCUCCAGCCCUAUUGUUGUAGGGAAAUGGUACUGCCCUUUCAUUUUCGUUCGAGAAGGCGAUGUGGAUUCUCAAAUCAAGAACUCUCCAUAUUACGAAAUGACCCUUCAACAGAAUUGGGUGGAGGUUUUUGGGUGUGGGAAUAACUCAGGAGGGAGAGGAGUAGAGUUGGAUGUUUUGGUGGAGAAGGAAGUGGUUUCGGUCGCAGGGCGGGUGGUGGCUGGGGUGAAUAUCGGAGAUGGGGCAGCGUGGUUCGGUUCGUCGAGAGUCGGGUUGAGCAUGGCAAUUGUGGAGAGGAUAAAAUGGGAAGAGGAAAAAGGUGGAUUUGAAUGGGUUAGAGAAGGAGGAGAAAAGGAAGUGAAGGUGAAAAGGAGGGAAGAGUUUGAAGGGGUGGGAAUGUGGAGGAGAUUUGGGUGUUAUGUUUUGGUUGAAAGGUUUGAGCUUAGGAGAAUGGAUGGAACUUUGGUUCUUUCUUGGGAAUUUAGACACACUAAUCAAAUUAGAACCAAGUGGGAGUGACAUUAUAAGCAUUAUAUUUCAAAGUAGACCCUUGAAUUUUGCUUUGUGAUUUAUGUUCUUCAAUAUCAUUAUUUCUGAUAAAAGUGGAUUUCUAUAUACAUUAGAGUUUUGUAACUUUAGCCUCCUCUCUUGGUUAUGUUAUUGUUUUCUGGUGGAAAAAUAGUUUUUUAGAUGA